UAUGCAUUAAAAACAAACCACUUGCAAAGACUUGUUUAAAAAUUAAAAAUAAAAAAUGCGCGAUAUUGAGAUUUUGGAUCCUCGCAAUUUAGUUAAAAAUCGUGAAAUCCUUUAUCGGCUCAUGAUAAGUCAAUUAAUGUACGAUGGCUUGGAAAAGUUUGCAAUUGAAUUGUCCAUGUUAGUUAAAGCUGAUGAAUGCACUCCGAGUGAACGUUUGUUGCACGUUAUGAUUGCUGGUAUGCAAGCUUUAUGUGAAAAGGAACCUACGUCUAAAGAUGAAGUUUUGCCAGGCAUUGAUCUAGAAUUUGAACCUGAUGCUUCCACAUUGGCGCCAGAGCCGGCUUCCUACGAGACGGCUUAUGUUACUUCGCACAAGCAAUCUUGUCGUGCUGGAGCCUUCAGCCAUGAUGGAACUUUGGUGGCAACCGGCAGUGUGGAUGCAAGCAUAAAAAUACUCGAUGUUGAACGUAUGCUCGCUAAAUCUGCACCCGAAGAAAUGGAAUCGGGACGAGAACAACAGGGACAUCCGGUUAUACGCACACUGUACGAUCACACUGAUGAGGUAGCAUAUUUAGAGUUUCAUCCUAAAGAUCAUAUUUUAGCGUCCGGUUCUCGUGAUGGCACUGUCAAAUUAUUUGACAUUGCCAAGCCAUCCGUUAAGAAAGCUCAUAAGGUUCUAACUGAUUGUCAACCAGUUACUUGCUUAUCUUUUCAUCCUACGGGAGAUUAUGUAGCCAUUGGCACCGAACAUUCAGUAUUAAGAAUUUAUGACGUGCACACAGCUCAGUGCUUUGUUAGUGCUAUACCAGCCCAACAUCAUAAGGGCUGUAUUACCUGUGUGAAAUAUGCGCCAACUGCUAAAUUGUAUGCGACUGGGAGUUUAGAUGGUUCUAUAAAAAUCUGGGACGGAGUGAGCGGUCGUUGUAUUAACACCAUAACUGAUGCGCAUGGAGGCGCCGAAAUAUGCUCGCUUCAGUUUACACGCAAUGGAAAGUAUUUACUUUCAUCUGGCAAAGAUUCUUUAGUUUACCUUUGGGAACUUUGCACAAGUCGUCCCGUACAGACAUAUACUGGAGCCGGUACUACGGGUAAACAAGAACAUAAUACGCAAGCUGUUUUUAAUCACACUGAAGACUACGUUUUAUUUCCUGACGAAGCCACCACUUCCUUAUGUUCUUGGAAUUCUCGUAACAGCUGCCGCCUAAAUUUGAUGUCUUUGGGCCACAAUGGUCCAAUUCGCUUUAUCACACAUUCGCCAAAUUCGCCGGCUUUCCUCACAUGUUCAGACGAUUUUCGCGCACGUUUUUGGUAUCGUCGUUCUAAUAGUCAAUAAAAAUGUACAGUUCAAUGAUUUAUAAUUAUUUUUAAAUAAAGAUUUAAAGAAAAAUCGAAAAUCUUACCAAAAAAA
Messenger RNA from Glossina fuscipes, 1408 nucleotides. It is a transcript of the gene CstF50, whose product is annotated as cleavage stimulation factor subunit 1. Bases 56 to 1333 code for a protein of 425 amino acids. Gene Ontology annotation, cellular component: mRNA cleavage stimulating factor complex. The transcript has 4 exons. Gene Ontology annotation, molecular function: protein binding; RNA binding. Lineage: Eukaryota; Metazoa; Arthropoda; Insecta; Diptera; Glossinidae. The record is from RefSeq and is a predicted model, not a curated record. Gene Ontology annotation, biological process: mRNA 3'-end processing.